UUGCUGGGGAAGCGCAGGGUUUGUAGAUGGCAGGAGGUGGUAUCGGACGAGGGGCGCCCGCUGGGCCGGCUGGACCCCGGAGCUCCGGCCGACCUCAGGUACAACGGCGGCGUCAACAGGAGCUGCGGGGAAAGCAGAGCUCGACCUCACGGCCAGGGCAGCGCAGCAAAGACAAGAAGAAAGUGAAUUGCAAGCCCAAGAACCAGGACGAACAGGAAAUCCCUUUCCGGCUCCGGGAAAUUAUGAGGAGCCGCCAGGAGAUGAAAAACCCUAUCAGUAACAAGAAGAGGAAGAAAGAGGCCCAGGUGGCCUUCAGAAGCACACUGGAGAAGGAAGCUAAGGGAGUAGAGCCAGAUAUUGCCAUCCCUAAGUUCAAGCAGAGGAAGUGGGAGUCUGACAGGGCCUACGUCCAGCGAAUGGAGCAAGAAGCCCAGCACGUGCUGUUCCUCAGCAAGAACCAGGCCAGCCGGCAGCCAGAGGCACAGGUAGCUCCCAAGAAGGAGAAGUCUGAACAGAAGAAAGCGUUCCAGAAGCGGCGACUGGCUAAGAUCCGGCAGAGAAAAGAGGAAAAGGCAGCAGAAAGGCUGGAGCAGGAGCUCCUCCAAGACACGGUGAAGUUUGGUGAAGUUGCCCUACAGCCUCCAGAGCUGACUGCCAAGCCCAGGAGGAGCAUAGACAGGGACCAGCCUGGCAAGAGAUUGCUGAUGCUGAGGAUGCUCGUGAGCCCUGGUGGUGCACCCCAGCCUCCAACAACCUCCCUGGCCCGACAACGGAUUGUGGAGGUGGAGAGAGAGCGGGCCAUGCAGGCCUACCGAGCACUGAAGAAGCAGAAGCUGCAGCAGCAAGGGGUGCAGCCACCAAGGCCUCCCCAUCCCCCCUCUGGGAGGAAGCCAGAGACACAGCUUUGAGGGAGAGACCUGGGAGCUGGGCCCACACUCUGGGGAAUGGUGCUGGGGUUGUCUCACCUGGGUGGGGUGGGGCAGGGCGGGCACAUCCUUUUCCUUGGACGUGUCCUUUUCUUUCUUUUUUUUUCGUGUUUUUUGGCCGGGGCUAGGUUUGAACCCGCCACCUCCGGCAUAUGGGACCGGCGCCUUACUCCUUGAGCCACAGGUGCCGCCCUCUUUUUUUUUUUUUUUUAGAGACAGUGUCUUACUUUGUCGCCCUUGGCAGAGUUGCGUGGCGUCACAGCUCACAGCAACCUCCGGCUCUUGGGCUUAGACGAUUCUCUUGCCUGAGCCUCCUGAGUAGCUGGGGCUACAGGCACCCACCACAAUGCCCGGCUAUUUUUUUUUUUUUUUAUUUUUGUUGCAGUUUAGCCAGGGCCAGGUUUGAACCCACCACCCUCAGUCUAUGGGGCCGUGCCCUACUCGCUGAGCCAUAGACGCCGCCCUUUGGACGUGUUCUUAAUGCCAGAGUUGUUCUACGGUCUUGGUCUCCCUUGUGUUUUCCCAUCAGGGCUGCUCUUUCUGAGUGACCAUCACUGGCCUGUGUUCCACAUGGGGAGAGUGGUGCCCUUGGACUGGGGCCGGGGUCUAGCUGUGAUACAGCCAGUGGGUCAGUUUCUGGUUGUUCCCUGAGCCUGGCUUCACUCACACCUUUUUUUUUUGUUUUUUAAGAUAAAAGUCUCAACCUGUUGCCCUGGGUAGAGUGCUGUGGUGUCACAACUCACGGCAACUUCCAACUCUUGGGCUCAAGUGAUUCUCUUGACUGUUUUUUUCUAUUUUAGUAGAGAUAGGGUCUCACUUUUGCUGAGUCUGGUCUUGAACUUGUGAGCUCAAGCAAUCCAUCCGCCUCGGCCUCCCAGAGUGCUGGGAUUAUAAGGCGUGAGCUACCGUGCCCGGCUGAUUGCUUUGUUUCUUCAUGAAAGAAAAAUCUGGGCUGAGAAAGAACCCAGUACCAGUUCUGGGAGGCCCAAUCCCAUAAUCCUGUCACUACACAAGUAACGAUCUAGACUGCUGAUUCAGGUCCCAUCCCCCAUGUGGGCCUGUACAAGGGACUGUGGCAACAAGCCAGUUGUUCACCCCACCCAGGGUUUGGUUGGAUGGAGACAGGUGGCAGUGUUUAUACUUAGGGUAGGAGAAGGUUGUCCCCACAGAGCAGCCCUCAGUAAGCCUGAGAUGGCACGGGUAGGAGCCUGGGCUGGGACUUCUGUGGGGCCCUUGCCAGGUUUGCUUGGGGCAGCCAGAGGAGGGCAGAAGGAGGGGCAAGGCUCCAAAGGAAAUCCAAGCAGUGGGCUCCAUUUGCCCUGGGCCCUGCACAUGCCACCUGCCUACUGAGCACUCUACCUGCUGGGUAGUCCUGGAGGGUCCCAGGCUAUGUGGCCCUGGAGGAUGCAUGAAGUGGUGGAAUUGUGCGUGAUCUUUGUAGGUCCUUACCCCAACUUUGCAUUUUCUAGAGUGAAGUUUAUUUUAAUAUUAAAACAUUUGGGUUGGGGAAGUUA
This is a messenger RNA of Nycticebus coucang (slow loris), 2440 nucleotides long. RefSeq names its product coiled-coil domain containing 137 (gene CCDC137). Bases 27 to 908 code for a protein of 293 amino acids. The record is from RefSeq and is a predicted model, not a curated record. The transcript has 6 exons. Lineage: Eukaryota; Metazoa; Chordata; Mammalia; Primates; Lorisidae.